Lodderomyces pseudojiufengensis is the source of this 2064-nucleotide messenger RNA. RefSeq lists its product as uncharacterized. The transcript has a single exon. The record is from RefSeq and is a predicted model, not a curated record. NCBI's taxonomy places the organism in Eukaryota, Fungi, Ascomycota, Pichiomycetes, Serinales, Debaryomycetaceae. The coding region runs from base 1 to 2064 and encodes 687 amino acids. Gene Ontology annotation, molecular function: GTPase activity; GTP binding. Gene Ontology annotation, biological process: translation.
AUGUCUAAACUAGCCCAAUUGGCAAAACAGAGGGCACUUCAAAGAGAAAAAGAAUCUCAGGAUAAUCAAGACCAGUCAGAAUCAGAAGAUUCACAACUACCGACAGAAUCCUCAUCAAAAUUAGCAGCAUUAGCUAAAGCCAGAUCAUCAAAUCAAUCAGUUAAUUUAAAUAAUUCAAACACAUCGAUCCUAGAUCGAUUUUCAUCUAACAGUUCAAAUGAGUCACUCGCUACUCCAACGACUUCGACAUCAUCAAUACUAAAGUUUAAGAGAAAUGCACUUUCUCAAAGUAAAGAAAAAUUAACACCUAAAACAACACCUAAAACUGCACCAUCGAAUGAACCAUCAAUCACAACAGAAGAAACACUUCCUCUGAUAUCUUUUGACAUUUCAUUAGAUAAUUCCAUAAUUUCAAGUGUACCGAAAGAUGACGUUUCAAUAAUAUGGAUACAAAACAAUUCAGACAAUGAUCUCAAAAGAAGAAAAUUGAAUAAUUCAUUAUUUAAUUCAAUUACUAACUCAUCUUUAGAAAAAAUCAAUAAAACAAAAGAUAACUUUAAUAAACCAUCACCGGAUGAUGAGAUAUUAAAUGCUCAAAAACAAGCUUUUGAUGGAGUUAGUAAAUUAUCAAUAGCAGAAACAAAUACAACAGAACCAACAACUCAACUGGAAGUGCUACCACAACUUAAAUCGAAAACAAAAGAAACAAAACCAUUUAAAAAAUUAGAUAUAGAAUCAGAACUUGUAAAUAAUCCAAAUUAUAAUAAACCACAUAAAUCAUUUGUUGUUAUAGGUCAUGUAGAUGCUGGUAAAUCUACAUUAAUGGGAAGAUUAUUAUUUGAUUAUGGUAUAGUUGAUGCUAAAACGGUGAAUAAAUUAGUUAAAGAAAGUGAAAAAAUUGGUAAAGGAUCAUUUGCAUUAGCAUGGAUAAUGGAUCAAACUGAAGAAGAAAGAAAUCAUGGUGUAACUGUGGAUAUUUGUGCUACUGACUUUGAAGUUGAACUGAAUAAACUCACUGCGAUAGAUGCUCCAGGUCAUAAAGAUUUCGUCCCACAAAUGAUUGGUGGUGUUUCAAAUGCUGAUUUUGCUUUGUUAGUGAUUGAUUCCAUUACUGGUGCAUUUGAAUCAGGAUUUGCGUUAGAUGGUCAAACAAAAGAACAUACUAUAUUAGCCAAGAAUUUAGGAAUUACAAAAUUAUGUGUUGUUGUAAAUAAAAUGGACAAAGAAGAUUGGAGUGAAAAUAGAUUUGAUACGAUAAAGACACAAAUGCAAGAAUUUUUAACUAGUGAUGAUAUUGGUUUUAAAUCUGAUCAAAUUACUUUUAUACCGAUUUCAGGAUUAACUGGUAAUAAUGUUGUGAAAAGAGAUGAAUCAAUUAAAGCAUUUGAAUGGUAUACUGGUCCAAAUUUAGGUCAAUAUCUUGAACAAGUGCCAAUCGAGAACGAAAGAACAAAUUUAUUAAAUGAACCAUUCUUUUUCUCCGUUCAUGAUGUAUAUAAAGAUAAAGGAGAAUUAAAAGUUAUUGGAAAAAUAACGAAUGGUUUAAUUCAAGCAGGUGAAACUGUAAUUGCAUAUCCAAGUGAAGAACUGUUACAAAUACAAUCAAUAAAAUCUAGUGGGAAUACAGUUGAUUUUGCAAUAUCUGGUGAUUUAGUAACAUUUUUCUUCAAAUUAAAUCAAUUAUCAAAUGAAACAACAGAUAGUAUAAGAAUUGGUGAUAUACUAACCAAAUCCAAUACUCUCAUAAAAACAACAAAGACAUUUACAGCAUCAAUAAAUUUAUUUAAUUUAGAUAAACCACUUUUAGUUGGAAUGCCAUUUGUAUUAUUUAGAAAUAGUAGUCAAGUACCAGCAAGAAUCAAUAAAAUAAUUGAAAUAACAAAUGCCACUAAAAAGAAGAAAAAAAUAUUACAUUUAACUUCAAAACAAAUUGCAAUUGUUGAAAUUCAAAUUGAUGGGAUAUUACCUUUAACAACUUAUGAAGAAAAUUCAAAAUUAGGUAGAAUAGUAAUUAGAAGAGAAGGACAAACAAUAGGAGCUGGUAAAGUUACGGAAAUUAUAUAG